Aspergillus sclerotioniger CBS 115572 is the source of this 660-nucleotide messenger RNA. RefSeq lists its product as uncharacterized. The coding region runs from base 1 to 411 and encodes 136 amino acids. NCBI's taxonomy places the organism in Eukaryota, Fungi, Ascomycota, Eurotiomycetes, Eurotiales, Aspergillaceae. The transcript is spliced from 3 exons. The record is from RefSeq and is a predicted model, not a curated record.
AUGAAGAGCAUCUAUCCAUCCGGUGAUCUUCCAGAAAAGGAGAUAGCAGUCGUGCUGGUCUCGAAAUUUGACUCCUCUCAUGGAACCACGGAUGAAGUAUCCGGCCUGAAGCGAGUGGAUGUUUUCCAUCCGUUCGACAGUGUCAUUGUAGGAGCAAGGGAGGAGGAAAGGGGUCAUAUUGCCCUGCUCUGUCGUACCUAUUGUGACACCUGGGUGGGUUAUAUUAUUGGCUUGGGGUUUGCAGGCGAGGUACUACGGUAUUCCUGGGGAGGAAAGGAUGUGGGCUUUAUCGGCCUAUCCAGAACCAGCAAAUGUGCUGCUGGUGGACGAUUAAUCUUACAAGAAGCGCCAUUUUCCCUUGCCAAGCCAGUAUACAUUCCAUCGAGUUUAGUCGAUCUGCAGGUCGAUUGAAGGAUUUGCUAGAUCUUGACAAGCGCGAUAACCUCGUUGAUCAUAUAGGUACCCUUAGGCUUAGAGGCUGUAUUGGUGACUCGAUUGAAUUAAGUCCUUUCGCAUGAACAAACGAGCACGGCGUAGAAUCCAUUGGGACUGGCAGCUAUGGUUUGUAUCGUGCAUCUGUCAAUAUCCCGUUCGCAUGUCACCGCCUGCAACAAGAAUCAUGACGUACUUGAUUCGCUCCACUAGGGCCCAGUCCUCGAG